Molecule: messenger RNA, 4154 nt
Organism: Lytechinus pictus (painted urchin)
Lineage: Eukaryota; Metazoa; Echinodermata; Echinoidea; Temnopleuroida; Toxopneustidae
Product: stimulated by retinoic acid gene 6 protein-like
Exons: 20
Coding region: 191-2377 (728 amino acids)
Biological process (GO): vitamin A import into cell
Cellular component (GO): plasma membrane
Molecular function (GO): retinol transmembrane transporter activity; signaling receptor activity
Source: RefSeq, a predicted model, not a curated record
GGGAACAGAUAUCAUGUCCUUGUUUAAUAGAUACGUAGAUUAAGUAUGUGUCUUUCCAAUGUGACCAUUUUGCCAGAAUUUCUUAUUUCUAUAUUGGACCUACUCAAGUAGAAGAGUCACGGUUUUUUUAAAGAUCUUUUAUCCGUAACAAAACGCUUCUCUCUCGCCAGUCGGCCCCAAGACGGUCAACAUGAGUGUGAUAGCCGACACCGCUCGAAUCCCUGACCUGACAAACUGGACCGAUGAUGUCGUGGAAAAUAGGACAGCGUAUGGGUGUGGAAAUGCCAGGUUCACUGUCCAAGAAUGGACAAUGGUCAAUCUACCCAUAGCGGCUGUGAUCAUCCUCUUCUUUGGUUUCUUUCAACCUCGAACACGACUAUGGCCUGGAUGCUGCAGCGGACGACCCAGUGUAGCUUAUCCUGUCAACUUACUGGACUCGUAUUCCGAUCGGCUUGCCUUCGUGUGUGCGUUCGGUAUCACGUGUAUAGGUAUCCUUGAUCUCUUCACCGGUAAUUAUUACGUCGAACCCAACUACGAUGACAUGCCCGAGAUGGUACGAGGUGCUGUACGUAGCUGCAUGGCCUAUGUAAACGUGUUUGCCAUUGGACUAGCUCAUUAUCCAAUCAUGAUAUGUCUAACAGUACAAGCCUGGGUGGUUAGUGACGUCAUCGGAAUACUUUACACAUUAGAAUGGGCAUUUUUCUAUUACUACUCUUUGGCGGAAUGCCCGUGGGGAGAAUCUGACGAGGGCAAUGUGAACAAUCUCAUUCUGUUACCAAUCUAUCUCUGUUACAUCAUUCUACUGGUUCUCUUCAUCAAGAGGAUGUACAAAAAUUACACGAUCAGGAAAAAGGUUAGACAGGGUCUGGAAGUAGAGAUCCAUGAUUAUGAAGAAGACUUCGUGAAAACACACUUCUAUCAGCGAGUCAAAUAUUUACUAACACCAAAGGAUGAAUGGGAAAGAGACAAGAAAGAACCUGGAUCAUGCCGGAAGUUUUGGAACAGAUUCUAUGAGGAUGAACCAGGUUUUCGAUUUUCCCGUCGUAUCAUCUGCACCAUAGCCCUGAGUGGACUGUGUUUAUUUUGUGUUGGAAUUAUUUAUGAAGCCAGCGGGGUUUACCUGGAACGAUGGGCUGCUGAAACAUUUGUAGAAAACGGAUCACUGUAUAACUACCUCGUUGAAAGCAAUAGCACCGAUUCUUUCUACACGUUUAAGGAAAUUGCAGAUUCAUUUGCCUAUUCAUUUUCACCGACAACAUUCGUAGCGAUGGGGGUGAUGAUCUGCUAUAAUAUGGUUACAUUUAUUGCAUAUAGGAGAAACACUCUCAGGUUAUGGCGAGGGGAUAAAUCAUUUUGCCCGAAAGAGGACUUUGGGAACACAACCUUAGUGGUCUGUAGUCUGAAGUAUUCAGGGUAUCACAUCGCGUUUGUUCUAUGGGGUUUUAUUCUGCUCCAGUUGACACUAUGGCUUUUAACCUUCCUAACCAUCUAUCUUCUCGUCCUACCUAUCAUUAACAAGGAACGAAAUUGGGCUUGGACGCUUAUCAGGAAUCAAUGGUUGUCCGUAGUUGUAUAUAUGGUUGUGUAUUACAGUCAGGUGAUCUCAGCGAAAUUUCUAUUUCUUCAGCAGCGAGGCAAAGAGCUCAGUAUAGAUAAUAGACGACUUUUCCAUGUCCAAGUGUAUUUCUUCUUCUUUGUCAACGUCAUCAUCGGUUUGGCAUCCUGCCUUCUUCGGAUAUUCAAGUCGGUCCUUUUCGGUUUACUAUUGGUUGGGCGGAUAGACCGGUGUUUAUUGAUGAGGGGAUUCGAGUUAUAUGACUCAGGUUACAAGGCGUAUUUAGGAUUUCUACAACUGGAAGUAGCUCACACUCAUCCUAUUGUGAUUACAUUCUGCCAUUAUCUUCUAAAAACCCAGAGGGAUAGGAAAGAAAAGGUCUUUGAAUUCACUGAAGAUGAAGAAGUUGAUAUUCCGAUUCCAAAAAGAGUUAAUGUAAGAGCGCGAAAUCGUUGGUACCUUGUCUAUACCUUAAUACGUAACAACCGUCUGCUUGCCGAACGAUUCGAUGCCAUACUCAUCGCAAAGAGAGACGAAGUCAAGAGACAAAUCGAAGAAGAGAAACAGAAGAAGGAUGAGAAAGUGAUGAAGGAAGCGGUGACAACGUUCAUCAAUGAUGACGUCGUCAGCAGCGACGGAGUUGGCGAAGAGGUGAGAACGGGCGAUGACGGUGGCGAUGCCGUAGAUGAGGUCGCUUGCAUGAACUCGUCAAAUUUCAAGUUGAAAGAUAUGGAUAGUACAAGAGAUGGUGAACGAUUGGCGCUUUUAGAUAAUUCAGCCGCCAAUUCAAGGACUAGCUAUAAUGCAAUACAUCCGAAAUAAAAGAAUUCCAAGGCAAGGGUCGUAUCGGUUACAUCAUCAACAGCUAAAAUCGAAGACGAGCGGGAAACGAACUUGACGACGACGUCGGAUUACGAUCCAAGCUCGGGGGCGUCACACUCUGACUCGUCACCGCUGCCGCGUUCGGGAUCGCCUACACAGACGUGGUCGACGAUCAGCAUACUAGAAAGCCCCCAAAUCACACCAUCGCCAUCUCCUGUGAAUGAGACCAAGGCUGACGACGGCAUCAAGAAAGAAAAUGGGAAUAUGUCGGAUGAGACUGGGUCGCCUGGUUCAAAUGGAUCGCAAGUGAGUUUAAUAAAACAUGAAGAUGAAGUCUCAAACUCUUCGGCCAGUUCUCUCGUCAUUGAGGAUGAAGAGAUGAACUUACCAGGCACACCUGUACGAGAACAAGAACAACACAUAAUGAUAAAGAAUGAUUGAUGAUUUGAAAUUUUGCAUUUUAUCAUACGAUCAACAGAUGAAGGAUAUAUAAUAACUGGGAUGAGAAAGCAAAAUACUUAAUGUUCGCUUACUACGAAUGUGUAAAGUUAAUGCAGAAAUGGCGAGUCAUGUUUACGGUCUACACCGGCGACUUCCCAUAGAGCUUUCCCUGUGGAAUAUUUCAGCAAUGCAAAAUUGAGUAUGAUAGGGAAAAACAUGUCGUAAAACCGACCGGCGCUGGACAAUGUCAAUAUCCAUUUAUUUUCUGGGCAGCAUUUUCAUCAACAUUUUUCGUCCGACAAGUUAUCAGAUGAACAACUUUUUUUUUUUAAUUCGAUUGGCGGAGAAGCACUGUUACUAUGGGAACUGCCUAAUAAAUUCUUGUCAGAUAAAACAUCCGACAAGACCUUUUAUGAAACGCUGCCCUGAUCAUGAAUUUCAUGUAAUUUCAAUCGCAUUCUACGCUGCGGUGGACAUGGUGGAUUAUUUUAGGGGCCUAUAGACCACAAUCUCGCAGACUACGGACUGAUGCUAAAAAAGCGUCCAUGAAUUUAUUUUCAGGCAAACUAAGUUAAUGUUGCCAUUUUUAGUUGCCGUGUACAUACUGAUUGAAGAGCAUGGAUCAUCCGCAAUAUUAGUAUAUUUAAAUCAGCCACAAUCUACGUAUUGACAUUUUCGUAUUUGUGUGUGUUUUUUUAACAUAUGAAUUUAUAUACGACUAUAAUUCUAUUUUGUUCACUAUCAUAUCAGUGAACAAAGUUGGAUUCACUUCUUUUGGAUUAAGUGCAUGGUUUGUAGCCCCCCCCCCCCGUUAUAACGAAAAAAAAUGUCUGUCUUUUACGUGAACCUACAUGUAUCUUGAAAGAGUUUCAGACAACUUUAUGAACUUUUAUCCGAUGCCAAUUACUCUAGAAAUAUAAUGACAAUAAAACAGUCACUGUGCAUUGCUGUGAGAUGUGAAUUUUCAGAAAGGGACGGGUCGACGACGUAUAGGAGUGCAAACUGCAAACUCAACUUUUGCAGCAGCUGUGUCAUUUGUGAUAAGUAUAAAUAGUUCCAUUCAAAUUAUAGUCAUGUCGAAGCUGGGGCUGACCGGUGUUUUCAUUCAGUUUUAUGUAACGCUGAGUUCAUACGCUGCGAUUCAUUCUUAGAUCAAAAUAUCUCAAGAUAUUGUGCUAAAAUUCACCCUUUUCAUACUUUACACGUUUAUAACGUGUCUUAGGUUCAUUUGGUUUAUUUCCUCUGAAUUGAUUUGUAGUUUAUAUAGUGAUCCAAAUUUCAAAAAGAAGAUGGAGUAAUAAGUUUGAUAAUAAAUCAUUAAGUUAAAAGACUGUCA